Messenger RNA from Orbicella faveolata, 1591 nucleotides. Its product is annotated as meprin A subunit alpha-like. Gene Ontology annotation, biological process: proteolysis. Gene Ontology annotation, cellular component: membrane. Gene Ontology annotation, molecular function: metalloendopeptidase activity; zinc ion binding. Lineage: Eukaryota; Metazoa; Cnidaria; Anthozoa; Scleractinia; Merulinidae. The record is from RefSeq and is a predicted model, not a curated record.
GCUCAUAUAAGGGCGUACCCCCCGGGGGCUUUAUUUUGCCUGCAGUCUGGCCCCAAAAUUACUUCAACGCCAUCAAAGUCAUGAUCGGACAGAUAAACUGACGUUUUAUCGGCGUAGUCCAAUUUGUAUUCCUAUAAUCUAAGAAAAUUCACAUGAAUAUUUUCAACCUAAGAUCGGCAGAAACAUAACAAGGGUCAAGGGUAACCCAACCCGGUAAGAACUGUUAAGGGUAACCGAACCUAGUAAAAAUUGUUAUGGUGUGCCAACGGGAAUGUGAACCACUUAGCUAAACGUGGUACUGAACAAGACAUUCAUAAAGGUAAAUUAACUGUCGAAAUUAAUACGGACAACUGACGUUUCUGAAACUAAAAUUCGUCCAACCAAAUUAAUAAAAGGAAGCGUUUGCCAGUGUGAACCAGAGAGUUACCGGCGUGAAAGAAAAACAAAAAUGUUCUGUCAAAGCAAUGUUAACGCAAAAAAAUUUGAUAUUUCAAUCUUUAGUAGGGAGAGACGGAGAGGAAGAGGAGGAAAUUUCAAGCAACCUGGACAAAGCCAAUAAAGCCGUCACUAAAUCCUUGUUUGAGGGUGACAUCGUUUUAUCUGCCUUUGACCGGAGGUUCGUGGACACCCGAGAGGAAGGAGAUGUCGACGGUGAUCUGGGGCAGAGCCGGCAAAAACGGAAUGCUAACCGUAACAGGAUGGUUCUCUGGCAGAACAAAAUUGUCCCUUACGAGUUUGAUCCGGGACUUCCAAUCGAGUACCAGGCAACCAUUCUUGAAGCCAUAGCAGAGUACCACAAACACACUUGUCUGACGUUUGUCGUGCGAACUAACGAACCAAACUGGCUCCUGUUUGUGCACAAAGAAGGAUGCUGGUCUAGUGUUGGGAAAAAAUACUGGAGAGUCGACUACGGUCAGGAUGUUUCUUUGGGCAACGGUUGUAACCAUAAAGGGACAAUCAUGCAUGAAAUAAUGCACGCAAUUGGAUUCUGGCACGAGCAGUCGCGGCCUGACAGAAAUCAGUACGUAGAAGUACUCUGGGAGAAUAUCUUAUCCGGCGAGGCACACAACUUCAACAAGUACGACAGAGGCAAAGUAGACACACUCAAGAUUCCAUACGAUUAUGACAGCAUCAUGCAUUAUGGAACGGAUGGCUUCUCCAAGAACGGAAAACCUACUCUGAGGUCGAUCAAAGACCCUGCAAGGGUACUUGGUCAGAGAAAUGGCUUCACUCAGAUUGAUAUCCAAGAAAUCAAUUCCUUGUAUGAAUGCAGCAGUAAGUCAUGUGAUUUAACGUACUAUCAGAAACCAAUUGUUGUAAGGGGAAGGGGAAGGUUACUGCUCAUUUGAAUACCUGGUUUGCUUAGAAACAGCAAAGCAAACUUUCCGAAAAAGGCAACACAGCUGUUCGCCGAAUUCGCUUUUGAGGGAUGGCGAAUGGUCCUUCAAAAACUCGGGGUCUCGAUAAAUUUUAGGCAUAUUUCACGGGUCUCGCAAUCUCGUUUUUUAACAGUUAUGUGCGUCUCACAGUCUCGAUUUUUAGACGAAGCAGUCUCGGAGUCUCGAUUUUUCGCAAGGCUAAGGGUCUCCAA